UUUCAUUCAUUCAUUCCUAUAACACGGCGUUACGUGUUAUCAUCAUCAUCUUCAUCCCAUCAUGUAUACAAUAAAAAAACAUGUGCAUAAGUUUUGAUUUUUCAUAAAGUUGAAUAAUGUUAUUGGAUAGAAUAACAAAUGUGUUUCCUUUUAAAGAUAAAAGAAAGAAAAAAACCAUCAAAGUUUAAAUACUGAUAGUUGAUUAAACCAUUUUGUGCAAGUUUUGUUAGCUAUAAAUACCCUUCCCCUGUUUCACUGCACAUCACAUCCUCUGUUUUUUCUCAUUUGCAUAUUCCGAAACAGAGUAUUUUCAGAGAAAGAUGACUGUGGGAGCAGGAAUUUCUGUUUCUGAUGGCAACUUGAUGGUGUUGGGGAACAAGGUUCUGAGUCAGGUUCAUGGCAACGUUCUUGUUACCCCUGCAUCUGGUGGUGCUUUGCUCAAUGGAGCAUUCAUUGGGGUUCAAUCUGAUCAAAAGGGUAGCCGCAGAGUCUUCCCCAUUGGCAAACUUGAGGGGUUGCGGUUUAUGUGUGUAUUUCGCUUCAAAAUGUGGUGGAUGACACAGAGAAUGGGAAAUUGUGGAAAAGAAGUUCCCAUUGAGACGCAGUUCUUGCUUAUUGAAGCACAUAAUGGUUCUGAUAUUGAUGGAGGGAUCAACAAUGGAGAAGACCAAGCUGGUAGUAGUAGUACCUAUGCACUUUUCUUACCUAUUCUUGAAGGAGAUUUCAGAGCAGUUAUUCAGGGGAAUGAUCAGAACGAGAUUGAGAUCUGUGUGGAAAGUGGUUGUCCUGAUGUGGAGGAAUUUGAUGGGACUCAUCUGAUGUUUGUUGGGGCUGGAUCAGAUCCUUAUGAAGUCAUAACAAAUGCUGUUAAGUCUGUUGAGAAACACUUGAAGACAUUUUCUCACAGAGAGAAAAAGAAGAUGCCAGAUAUUUUGAACUGGUUUGGGUGGUGUACAUGGGAUGCUUUCUAUACUAGUGUCAAUUCAGAGAAUGUGAAGCAAGGAUUACAAAGUUUUGAAAAAGGUGGAAUUCCUGCUAAAUUUGUUAUAAUUGAUGAUGGAUGGCAAUCUGUUAGCAUGGACCCUAAUGGCACUGAAUGGAAAGCUGAUAAUGCAGCCAACUUUGCAAAUUGCUUAACACAUAUCAAAGAGAAUCACAAAUUCCAGAAAGAUGGCAAGGAGGGUCAGCAGGUAGAGGAUCCAGCUAUGGGACUUCGUCACAUUACCAAUGAAAUCAAACAAGAACAUGCCAUAAAGCACGUGUAUGUGUGGCAUGCAAUAACAGGAUAUUGGGGUGGUGUGAAACCUGGUGUUACAGGCAUGGAGCACUAUGAGUCAAAAAUGACCUUCCCUGUCUCAUCUCCUGGAGUAAAAUGCAAUCAAGAAGAUGAAUCUUUAGAUACCAUGACCAUCAAUGGGCUUGGGCUUGUGAAUCCUGAGAAAGUUUUUCACUUUUAUGAUGAACUUCACUCAUAUCUCGCAUCUGCUGGUAUUGAUGGUGUCAAAGUUGAUGUUCAGAACAUCCUUGAAACUCUCGGCGCAGGACAUGGUGGGAGGGUAAAACUUGCAAGGAAAUACCACCAGGCACUGGAGGCCUCAAUCUCUAGGAACUUCCCUGAUAAUGGAAUCAUAUCUUGCAUGAGUCACAACACUGAUGGAUUGUACAGUGCAAAGCGUUCAGCUGUUAUCAGGGCUUCAGAUGAUUUCUGGCCUAGGGACCCUGCAUCACACACUAUUCACAUUGCUUCUGUUGCUUACAACACUAUUUUCCUUGGUGAAUUUAUGCAGCCAGAUUGGGAUAUGUUUCAGAGCUUACAUCCGAUGGCUGAAUAUCAUGCUGCUGCUAGAGCAGUAGGAGGUUGCCCUAUUUAUGUCAGUGACAAGCCAGGACACCAUGACUUUAAUCUUUUGAAGAAGCUUGCACUUCCUGAUGGUUCUAUUUUGAGGGCUAAACUUCCAGGAAGGCCAACUAAGGAUUGCUUAUUUUCUGAUCCUGCCAGAGAUGGAAAGAGUCUUCUGAAGAUAUGGAACAUGAAUGAAUUUUCCGGAGUAGUAGGUGUUUUCAAUUGCCAAGGAGCUGGGUGGUGCAAAGAUGGAAAGAAGAACCUUAUCCAUGAUGUGAGUCCAGGCACAAUCACUGGUAUCAUUAGAGCUAAAGAUGUUGACUAUUUACCAAAGGUUGCAGAUGAUAAAUGGAAUGGGGAUUCCAUUGUAUUUUCACAUGUUGGUGGAGAAGUAAUUUACCUUCCAAAGGAUGUGUCUAUCCCUAUUACCUUGAAAUCAAAAGAAUAUCAAGUUUUUACAGUAGUUCCCUUGAAGGAGUUAGCAGAUGGUAUCAAAUUUGCACCUAUUGGUUUGAUCAAGAUGUUCAAUGCAGGAGGGGCUGUUAAAGAGUUCAGUUUGGGGUCUAAUGGAAGUAAAAAUGUUACCAUGAAAGUGUGUGGUUGUGGUCAGUUUGGUGCUUAUUCAUCAACUAGGCCUAAGUUAGUUACAGUUGAUUCAGAAGAGGUGGAAUUCAAGUAUGAGGAAGAUUCUGGUUUGGUGAUCAUUGAUUUGAGAGUGCCAGAAAAAGAGUUGUACCAAUGGAGCAUUUCCGUUGAUUUGUGAAUGAGUGACUACUGUCUAAACUUCUGAGUAUAUGAAGAAUUGGUGACAUUUUGAUCUGUAUGAAGACCAGUAGCAGGAAGUGUUAGUAGUCACUGAUUCUUGUAAUGCAUAAUCAGAAGUGAAGUGAAUGAAUUUCACAAAGCUUUUUAUCAAUUUAUUGUAAUAUACAUGGGCAGAAUGCAAGAGUAAAGCUUUGUAUCAAUUUUCUUGGUGCAAGAGCAAAGAGUGCAAUUUGCAAAGCAAACACAAUCUAUAAGCAGAAUGCAAGUUAAUCUUACAAAGCUUUGACAAAAAAUAAAACACCAUGCAAAGGUAGAUGAAAUAAAACACCAAUCACUCAACCUCUUGCGCCACCACCAGCGCAACUUCCUCCUCCUUCAACGCGGCUUCCUCCUCCUUUUGAUGAAAUUCAAUCUGAUGAUGAAUGGAUAACUAAAAAGGUAGAUGUAGAGGAGAAUGAUAUUGAUGAUCAUGAUGAUAUUGUGGAUAUCAUUGAACUAGUUUAAGACAACAUUGAGAAUUUGGUUCUUGAUCCUAAUGUUGGAGGGUCUAAGUCUAUCUCAUCUGAGGAAUAACUUGAUGGUGAUGAUGGAGAUUAUGAUUCUAGUUGUUCUAAAUUCGACGGUGUUGUAGGAUUUUAAAUUUGGAUGACUAGUGACUUACUUGUUCUUGUUUUAAGUUUAUCCUAACUUGUAUUGAUGUUUUGUUAA
Molecule: messenger RNA, 3316 nt
Organism: Lotus japonicus
Lineage: Eukaryota; Viridiplantae; Streptophyta; Magnoliopsida; Fabales; Fabaceae
Product: probable galactinol--sucrose galactosyltransferase 1
Exons: 13
Coding region: 321-2606 (761 amino acids)
Source: RefSeq, a predicted model, not a curated record